UGAACUUCACUUUGAAGAUAAUGGGUAUCCAUCACUCACCAUAAAUAAAAAUGUAUAUAUAUAUUAACAAAACAAAUCAUUGAUGAAUUGAAAGAAACCAAAUUGUUUUUCUAUUUUUUAUUUUUUUAUACGUCCACUGCACCAUCAAGCAUAAAUUCUCUCAUGUUUUCGAGCCCUUAAUCCCCUUUCUUCAAGUGGGAUUUCUUGAUUUUCUGCAUUUGAUUCUCUUUCCAUCUCUUUCUAUUAGUUUCGGAAAAAGAUUUCUUGCUUUUUCAUGGAUGCCAUUGUUUCGUUUCUUUUUGGAUUUUAGAUACAAUGUGCAGCUGGUUUACAAUUACAUAGUGUUUGAAUAUUCACUUAUUUUUAUUCUAUUCCCUCUAUUUUCCUUAUAAAUUCACACUGCCACAACAAACCUGUUUCUUCAUAUUGUGCGUACUGAUAUAAUAAAUCAUAUAAUUACAAUUUAUAUGUCUAAGAUGAGUUAUUCAAGUGCUUCCAUGGGUUCUGGUAGUAGAACUGCUAGAAGAACUGUUGAAUUCGGGAGGACGUAUGUCGUGAGGCCGAAAGCGAAACAUCAAGCCACCAUAGUUUGGUUGCAUGGUCUUGGCGAUAACGGUUCGAGCUGGUCACAACUUUUGGAUAACCUUCCUCUUCCAAAUAUUAAAUGGAUAUGUCCUACUGCUCCUACGCGCCCGGUGACCGUGCUAGGGGGGUUCCCUUGUGCUGCAUGGUUUGACGAUGGAGAGCUUUCUGAAGACGGUCCAAACGAUGUGGAAGGUUUAGAUGCUUCGGUAGCACACAUAGCAAACUUGUUAUCAACCGAGCCUUCCGAUGUGAAACUUGGUAUCGGCGGAUUUAGUAUGGGUGCUGCAUGUGCACUUUACUCUGCAACUUGUUUUGCUCAAGGAAAAUAUGGAAAUGGAAACCCGUACCCGAUUAACUUAAAAGCUGUCGUUGGAAUAAGCGGAUGGCUUCCGGGUGCACGGAGCUUAAGGAACAAAAUAGGAUCAAAUGAUGCUGCAAGACGUGCUGCGUCAUUGCCUGUUUUGCUAUGUCAUGGACAGUGCGAUGAAGUAGUUCCAUACAAAUACGGAGAGAGGUCUUCCCAAAUGAUGAGUUCAGCUGGUUUCCGUUAUGUUACAUUCAAAGGCUAUGAAGGGUUAGGACAUUACACAGUUCCUCAAGAGAUGGAAGAAGUUUGUCAAUGGCUACACACAAGGCUUGGAGCCUGAUAGAUUAGUGGCUUAAUCAAGUUAACUAAUGUUUGCGUAAAAAAUAACGAAGAACAACAAGAAACUUACACGGAUUGUAGAGGCGCUUUGGUGGGGAUCGGAUGGUAUACAUAUAUAAAAUGUUGUUUCAUAUGUUUGUUGUUAUAAAAUAAGGAUUUUCGGGUGUUGGGAUUAUUGGUUCUUAGAUGGGAAUUUGUUGUUUGAUUAUUGUAAUGUGAUAUGGACUUUAGAUGGAAUUAUGAAGUUGCCUUUACAUAAA
Helianthus annuus (common sunflower) is the source of this 1491-nucleotide messenger RNA. RefSeq names its product acyl-protein thioesterase 2. The record is from RefSeq and is a predicted model, not a curated record. Bases 468 to 1232 code for a protein of 254 amino acids. The transcript has 9 exons. Gene Ontology annotation, molecular function: hydrolase activity. Lineage: Eukaryota; Viridiplantae; Streptophyta; Magnoliopsida; Asterales; Asteraceae.